This is a messenger RNA of Oncorhynchus kisutch (coho salmon), 4886 nucleotides long. RefSeq names its product protein tyrosine phosphatase receptor type H. The coding region runs from base 223 to 3006 and encodes 927 amino acids. NCBI's taxonomy places the organism in Eukaryota, Metazoa, Chordata, Actinopteri, Salmoniformes, Salmonidae. Gene Ontology annotation, molecular function: protein tyrosine phosphatase activity; protein binding. The transcript has 18 exons. Gene Ontology annotation, biological process: peptidyl-tyrosine dephosphorylation involved in inactivation of protein kinase activity. The record is from RefSeq and is a predicted model, not a curated record. Gene Ontology annotation, cellular component: signaling receptor complex.
AACAAGUUGCAGACAGCCAUGAUAUGAGAUCAGAGGUGACCGAGAGGAGGACGUGUGAGAAAAUGAAAAGUCAACACUGGUGGAAUUAAGCAAAUAAAGGAUCGGUGUAGGAUAAUCAGGGCACGAAGAUAACCUAGGAGGGCCAAGAUACUGUUGCUUUUAGUUGAUAAUAAUUUCAAUAGAAAAUAGUCAUUGGUGUCAACAUUUGUACCGUGCCUUGGCAUGGUGUGGUCUUCGUCACUAGCAAUGGGAUUAUCUCACGUUAUAAUGUGCCUCUGUGUGGCAGGAGUGUGGUGCCAAUCUACUACACCUUCAAUCCCAUCUUCAACCCUUAAUCCAGCUCCCACGGCGGUAGCAAAUGCAAAUGUCACUGUGAUAGGGCAAAAUGAGACCAGUGUAACUCUGCAGUGGAUGAAGAAACCGGAGUACACGUAUGAACUACAGUUCCAAAAUGGGACAUCAUUGAUAAACACCACGGAAAAAAAUCAGGAGCUAGAGACACAGACAGUCUCCUUUCUCACUCCCGGGACAGAAUACAACUUCACUCUCUUCAGUGUACGUGAGAGUGACAGGAGCGAUGGAUUUGACUUUACAGCUGAUACUGCUCCCAAAAAUGUAGCUCAGGUCAAUGUGACAGGGCAAGAGGAGACUAAUGUAACUCUGCAGUGGAACAAAGUGAAUGGGAACGGGAUCACUUAUGAGCUGCAGUUCACGGAUGGGACUAAUAAUACUACCGUCCCUGUAUCUGAUGUGGAUGGAUCGGUGACAUACACAGUCUCACCUCUCAAUGCUGGGACACACUACGAGUUCCUUCUCUUCACUGUGUUCAAAGUAGUACCAAGCACGGGAUACAAUUUCUCCGCAAUCACCCGUCCCCUCGGUGUAGGUGAUGUCAAUGUGACAGGGCAAGAUGAGACCAGUAUAACUUUGCAGUGGAGCAAAGUGAAUGGCACAGGGAUCACUUAUGAGCUGCUGGGCACCUCUGAGAACAAUACUAUCAUCCCUGCAUCUGAUGAAAGUGGAACAGUGACACACAUAGUUUCACCUCUCACUGCUGGGACAAAAUAUACGUUCACUCUCUUCUCUGUGUUUGAAGGUGUCAGGAGUACUGUUGGAAGUAAAUUGUCUGCAGUCACCGCUCCCCUUAAUGUCGAGGCUGUCACUGUAGGAGAGACACACCGAAAUAAGACCAGUGUAACUCUGGAGUGGAAGAGGCCGGCGAAAGGAGUCUCUAGUUAUGUGCUGCAUUUCGACGAUGUGAAAAAUAAAGACAUUCUUAAUGCAGGAGAAACAGUGACACAUCAAGUUUCAACUCUCGAGUCUGGGAAAAGAUAUGCCUUCACCCUCUUCACUGUGUUUGAAGGCAUCAAGAGCAGUGGAAAAAGCAACUUCACAGUAACAAAGAUAUUCUGCUCUACUUUAUCCUGGGAGGUCACCAGCUCAUCCAUUCAGACUGUGCUCCUGUCCGAGAUCGUCUCCAAUGGAGUAGCCAAUAAUGGAAGUCAGACUCAUGUCGCCUCUAACAUUAAUGGCAAUCUGUCAUUCACUCUCCUUUACCCUGGGGCAGAGUACACAGUGACUCUUUGGUUUGAAAAGGAUUCUACAAGACUUCCCUUGUGUGAACAGGUGGAGACUGUGGUUCCCCCAGCCCUGAUAAGACCGAGAUGUGACUAUUUGUCCAGUGGCUACGCUUUCUCUCUGGCCUGGGAUGUGCCGGAGGGAAUAUGGACCAGUGUGGAGGUGAAUGUGACUGGGAAAAGCCCUCAGAGGGUGGAGGGAGAGUGGGUGAGGAAGGUGGACAUCAAUGGGGUUCAACCUGCCCAGACCUAUCGAGUGUCUUUGGCCUCAAUCUCUGGGCGUCGGAUAAGUAAGGCUGUCUCUUUCAGCUGUAAUACAGACCCAAGAGGGGUCAUUGCAGGGUCAGUCAUGGCUGUGCUGCUACUCUGCCUCCUGGUUUGUCUGGCUUUCUUCAUAUGGCGUCGGAAGCCAGAAAUAUUCAGCCGGCCCAAGUUGUUGUUUGUGGAAUCCAAACUAACCAGCAAUAAAUUCAAAGCUAUUCCCACGGGGAAGUUUUCAGACCACUACCACACAAUGAGCGCUGACACGAACAGAGGAUUCAGUGAGGAGUAUGAGGACUUCGUCCCUGUUGGCACAGAGCAGACUCAAAAAGCAGCCAUUCUGGAGGAGAACAAGAACAAGAACCGCUUCACCAAUGUACUGCCAUAUGACUGGUGUCGGGUGAAGCUAACCAUCCUAAACCACAACAUGAGCUCUGACUACAUAAAUGCCAAUUACAUGCCAGGCUACGGUAACGGCAGACAGUACAUCGCUGCACAGGGUCCCCUGCCCACCACUGUUGACGACUUCUGGAGAAUGAUCUGGGAGCAAAGGGUAAAGGGUGUGGUCAUGGUAACCAACUGCACCGAAGGAGGGAGGACUAAAUGUGAGCAGUACUGGCCUUUGGACUACACCCCUUGCCUGUACGGAGACCUGUUGGUAACAGUCAGGUCAGAGAAAAGGGAAACCAACUGGACCCUGCGGGAGUUUGUAGUGAAAAGUAGGGACACAUCUGAGGAGCGCCCUGUGAAACACUUCCACUUCACGGCCUGGCCCGACCACGGAGUCCCAGAGGGAACGGAGGCUCUGAUCCAGUUCAGAGGGCUGGUCAGACAGCACAUAGAGAGCCAAGAGAACAGCGGACCCACUGUGGUGCACUGCAGUGCUGGGGUGGGGAGGACGGGCACCAUCAUUGCUCUGGACGUGAUGCUACAACAGUUGGAGAGGGAGAAGGCGGUGGGAAUCGCUGCCUUUGUGCACAAGAUGAGGCUGAGUCGGCCGCUCAUGGUUCAGACAGAGUCGCAGUAUGUUUUCCUGCACCAAUGCAUCAUGGAUUCUCUGGAGCCCAAAGAGAAGAUGAUACAAGAGGCCCUUUACGAGAACUCGGACCUGAUCUACGCCAACGCCACAGCACUGAGGGAGUUCCAAGCUGCCAAUCCAAAGGCCUGAAGAUAAGGCCAUGGAUUGUCUGCUGUGAGUUCGUUUUAUUGUUCCAAUCACUUUGGAACAUUUUUCAGAUGUAAAUGGUAUACUUGAAAAACUCUCUUAAGUACAAAAUUCUAAACUGAUAACACUUGUAAUGCCCCUUACUUAAGCAAUAAUGCUCAAGGAGGUGUGCUAUAUGGUCAAUAUACCACGGCUAAGGGCUGUUCUUAGGCAAGCUGCAUCGCGCUGGCCAUAUAUCACAAACCCCCAAGGUGCCUUAUUGCUAUUAUAAACUGGUUACCAACGUAAUUCGAGCAGUAAAAAUAAAUGUUUCGUCAUACUUGUAGUAUACGGUCUGAUAUACCAUGGCUGUCAGGCAAUCAGCAUUCAGGGCUUGAACCACCCAGUUUUUAAUACACUAUUAUUCCCAAUGGUAGCACAUAGCGACUCUUUCCACAUUGUCCUAUUGAAGCACACAGACUGAUGGAGGAGGAUGAUGAAGUAUUUACAGCCACAUCCAUGUAUGAUUUGUUUUUACCUUCCAACAGAAAUUCAUGUCAAAUUGAUAAGAUUUAUGAGAUAAAAAUAUAGAAUUGUAGUGUUCAGCAGUUAUCAAACUAUACAUGUUAACUAGUUCACUGGUUCGAAUCCCUGAACCGACUAGCUGAAAAAUCUGUCGAUCUGCCCUUGAAAAUGGCAUUUAACCGUAAUUGCUCCUUAAAGUCACUCUGGAUAACAGUGUCUGCUAAAUUACAAAAAUGUAAAUGUAACUAGGCAAUACAUCAUUUUGGUUCAGUAGUUAUUAGUUUUGAGUUAAUUGUAUUGUUAACAAAUGACAAAUCAUAUCAAAAGUAAAGUGAGUAUUACAUUUUGAAAAGCAGAUACUUACACUGAACAAAAAUAUAAAUGCAACAUCCAUCAAGUGAAGUAGCCGGAUGUGGAGGUCCUGGGCUGGCGUGGUUACACAUGGUCUGCUGUUGUGAGGCCAGUUGGACGUACUGCCAAAUUCUGUAAAACAAUGUUGGCCUCCAAUUAGCAUGCCAAUUGCAUAUUACCUGAAACAUCUGUGGCAUUGUGUUGCACAAGGUGCACCUGUGUAAUGAUCAUGCCGUUUAAUCAGCUUCUUGAUAUACCACACAUGUCAGGUGGAUAGAUUAUCUUGACAAAGGAGAAACGCUCACUAAAAGGGAUGUAAACAAAUUUGUGCACAACAUUUGAGAUAAGACUUUUGUGCGAUGGAAAAUGUGUAGGAUUUAUUUUUCAGCUCAUAACUUUACAUGUUUAGAUUUUUGUUCAAUGUAGACUGAAUAUGUAUCCAAAUUGAAAGAAUGAUUUGGUGCAGUGAACAAGUGACUGAAUGUUUGUUGUAAUCAGUCAAUUGAAAACGUUAAGAUUUGAAUCAUGAGCCUUUUUGAUGAUCUGUUUUGAGUUGUGAAAAUGUACCGUAUGUUUGUGAAAAUGUACCAUAUGUUUGUGAAAAUGUACCAUAUGUUUGUGAAAAUUGCACCAAUGUGAUUGACUUAAACAAAAAGUUUCAUCUUGCUCAUUUCUUCUGUAUGUUAAGAUUUUUAUUUAAAUAUAUUCACAUGUACAUAAUGUUUAAGCAUAUAUUGUAUGUAAUCAUUCACUGGCUAUGUUCAGGAGAAUUCAGCACACUUCACAUUCACCCAGGUACUUUUUUUUGUAUCAUUGUGUUAGAAAAUGCUGCUUGUGUUCUCAAUAAAUGUCAAUUUUAGUCUAUCAAUUUCUCAAUUGCAAUUCAAAUGAUUCAUGGGAGGAUUAGAUUCUUACUUGACGUUUAUUGACAAUGCAUAAAAACAUGUAAAUAGAUAAACCCAAAGUAUUGUCAUUUGGUUUUCAUGUAUCACAAAGCGUGAUAAAAUAAAAUACUUUUUGUCAAUCCA